Adineta ricciae is the source of this 1155-nucleotide messenger RNA. Lineage: Eukaryota; Metazoa; Rotifera; Eurotatoria; Adinetida; Adinetidae. The record is from the annotation of a GenBank genome assembly.
AUGGUCCGAAUGAACGAAUGUGAAUAUAAUCGCCAAUCACUUAUCCAACUAUCGCCAUUCUCCCACCAAGUUGGCGGUCAUUCGACGAUGUUUCAGUAUGAUAAAAAUACUCUGUGCAAAGUCCUAGAUCCACCGGAAUUGUAUUUUUAUCAAUCAAUGCCUGAGUCGUUAAAAAAAUUCACGCCGGAGUUUCGCGGUAAGAUAACAGUACAAUAUUGGGAAGAUGAACUAGGCUAUGUGAAGCUUGUUGCUCGACCAGAAACAAGCAGCUCCGACGAUGAACAUUCAUCAAAUGAAGAUCAUGCUCCAGUUACUACUACUGAUCAGCAGUCGGUUGAUAAUAAUACACGCAAAUUAGUACAAUUACGCUGCUCCGAAGAUGGUCAUAUCGACUAUUCGAACAGUUUAGGCAAUGAUGUUGUUAAUUAUGAACAAGGAAAGAUUACAAUGGCUAAGAUCAAUCCUUGGAGUUUGGAAUUAUGUAAGAAACAAGCGGAAAAGCUGCACCAAGAAUUAAUCGAUGCAGAAUACGUCGCUGUUUCACAAAAAUAUAUUCUGUUAGAAAAUGUCACCGCUCGCUUUCGCCAUCCGUCUAUCCUUGAUUUGAAAAUGGGCAAACGACAGUAUGCUGAUAUUGAUUCAGAUGAAAAACGGCAAUCAAAAAUUCAGAAAUGUGAACUAUCAACGUCAUCUACACUUGGCGUACGAUUAUGUGGAAUGCAGGUUUACCAGGUUGACAGCGGUCGAUACAUCUUUACCGACAAAUAUCGAGGUCGACUGUUAUCGGUUGAAGGUUUCCGCUCUGCUCUAGUAGAAUUUUUCGAUAAUGGACGAACGAAACGUCUCGAUGUUCUGCCUGAAAUCAUCGAUCGUCUCAGAACAUUAUACGAAACAAUCAAUUCACUAGCCCGAUACCGCUUUUACAGUGGUAGCCUGCUUAUCGUCUACGAUAGUUCCCUUCAAUCAGAUCUGAUCGAUGUACGUAUGAUUGAUUUCGCUCAUUCGAUACAUGCUUCAACAACCGAUGAAACAUCGGCAUCAAACAUUCAUAUGGGCCCAGAUAAAGGUUAUUUAUGUGGACUCGAACAUUUGAUUAAUAUUUUCAAAGAAAUUUUCAACGAAGGAAAUGCUUCCGCGCCAGCAAAUAUUAAUUAG